This is a messenger RNA of Cuscuta epithymum, 1452 nucleotides long. The record is from the annotation of a GenBank genome assembly. Lineage: Eukaryota; Viridiplantae; Streptophyta; Magnoliopsida; Solanales; Convolvulaceae.
AAGUGAAACACAUCAUCUUAAUUCUACGUCAAAGUCAAAGUGUGCUAUUGGCCAGGACGAGAAAUGAACAUGGCCAUCGAUCCAGAAACAUCAAACUCGUCACGUGUCUGGACUCCAACUUUGAAUGGAAAAGCAACUUCAAACAUUCGCCGGAAUUGAUCAGAUCAAUUUGUCAAACAUAUAAUCAAAAUUGAGUAAUAUAUAUUACUACGUAAUAAGAACAGCCUUUUGAUAUGUGAUUAAAUUCCUCAAUAGUACUGUGAAGGACUGGUAUUUAAUUUGGACAAACUAAUAUAGAUAGAUCAUUACAAGAGUUGAAGAUCGAAGAAAAAGAAGGGAAAUGGGGGGAGAGAGUGCGGCAUGCUUUGUACCAUUCAAUGAUAGGAAUUUGGAUCUGAGCUUCUUCAUAUUGAGGCCAACCAUAGUAAUGGUGGAUCAUCUCCUCGCCGCUCUCAAGCAAUUCUCCUCUUCUGCUCACUCUCUUGGUUGCAUUCACAGCUCUGUUUUUAAGAGCAUCCAUGGCAGUCUGAUUGUAUGGUAUGGAGCAUGGGUAAAGAGAUGAUCCAUUUUAUUUGUCCUUAUUUGUGUAGAUUGUAUGGUAUGGAGCAUGGGUAAAGAGAUGAUCCAUUUUAUUUGUCCUUAUUUGUGUAGAUUGUAUGGUAUGGAGCAUGGGUAAAGAGACCGUAUAACAAUGGUAGAGAAUUACUAAAUGCUUCUCUUCUAUCAAGGUUAAGAAAUGACGUAUCAAGCAUGGCCAUACUCUUAGAGCAUGGUUUCUAUGACGCCUAUGCCGGAGAAGCCAGGGACGGCACCCUAGCAGCAAAAUUCUUCACCGGGGACACCAUCUCCCUGCAUACAAUCUCCUUCUCAACAUGUGACAAUGAAGAUGAUACAAACAUAAUAAUGAGUGAUUUCUCCUAUGCAUGUUUGGCCAUAUUUAAAGACAGGUUCAUAAAAAUGGGCGGCGCCAAAGCAGGGGCUUGCCUCAAGUCCGCUAGGUUAUCCAAGGUUUGCGCAAUGUUUGUUUGGAGGUCUUUGCAGAGCUGCUAUUCUUACAUCCUCAGUGACGAUUAUAGGACUAGUAUUUUGCCUUACCUUGAUGGGUUUUCGAUCGACAUUAAGUAUGAUAUCUUCAGGGUUGUGUUUGUAAGUGAUGAUAAUAGUAGUGCAUUGAACAAUCAAUUUUUCCCACCUCCACGUUUGAUGUUACAUAGCAAAUCAAUGGAUAAGGUUGUUCCAGAUUCCAACAAGAUUAGAGACUAUGAUGUAUAAAGUGUAUAUAAUGUUUUGUUGUGGUAAUUAACAAACGGUCUGUGGCCACAACGGUUAACUUGUAUGUGUUUUGCUAAGGAUAAAGAAGUUCUAGAGAUAGUGUGUGCGAGGACUUAGGAAUGCAAGUCCUACCUAGGAAAUGUUAGUUUGAACCAUGAUAAUCUACAUAUAUGAAUCAAC